AUCAACCAAAAUACUCUUACUAAAUGACAUUAAGAAAAAAUGAAUGAGUUCUUUAGUUUAAAAAAAAACAAGAUCUUUUGGAUUCGGUAAAGGUUCUUCAUCAAGCUUUGUGUGACUGUUGAUCACUCUAUUGUCACAACACAAACUGGUUUUACCAUCUGACUUGAUAACACACACAAUCGGACAUAAUAUGAAAAAGUGGAUCUUUUAAUUAUUCCAAGUUACAAUAAUUCACUAAUUUCUUGUUCAACCUCUUAUCGGUCAAGUAUUGGUACUGGAUAAUGUUGAGCUUUCAAUCCUUUAUCUGUAUCCAAUAUAAUAUCAUGUUCUUUCAAAUUAGUUCUACAAGGCUUGCUUGUAAUCUAAUCUUGAUAUUUACUAAUAAGUUGCAUAAGCUUCUCGUUGCUGCUUGAAUUCGAUUACCUCUGAAUAUAAUUUGAAAACGGGGAAAACCUGCAAUUUUAUCUGGUGUUUCUUAAAAAGAGAAUAAAAUCGUUGGCAAAUAGAUAUGCCAAUCUGAUGGAUGAUCCAUUGAAGUUUUGAAAAUCAUAUUUCUGAUGUUUGAUUGAAACGCUAACUAAUACGGAGGGUGUGUACUUUGAUGUAAAGAUGUGUUCAAUAACAAUUAGAUGUUCUAAGCAUUCUGAAAUUAGAUUUGAAGUAACUUUUUUUUUCUGAUAAGAGGGUUCUGAGAAAUACAAAUUUACUGAGGAACGAAUCAAUGCUUUGUGAACUUGUUUUUGUUGAUAUGGUUCUCAAAGGAGUCACUUCAAGAUAUCUGGUAGCACUGUCAAUGAUGGUUAAGGCGUGUUUAUGGCCUUCUGAUGAUGUAUAGACCCUAAGACCUAUAAUGUCAAUGGAAACUUUUUGGAAACCUCAAUAAUAAGCGUAAUUGCCUAUAUGAAACUAUGUUAGUAAAAUUUCUUAACUUUAAUUUGAUAUUAAUGUAAUUAAAUAAUUACAAUGUUUAUAGUUAAAAAAUGAUAUAAUUGAACAUUCAGAUCUGUAUAUAAGUACGAACCUAGUGGAAGACAUUGUCUGUGACCUCAUUACAAUGAGGGAUCAGAGAAUGUAAAACACGUUAUAACUUAUGAUUCAUUCUUUGAAAGAAAUGUCAUUUAGUCCGGAAAAAAGCAAUCAGCACACUAUUUUUUUUAAGUAUAUGGUAUUGAACAAUAGGACUUAAACUUGUCAAAUAAGGGUGAAAGUUUUUAACAAUGUAUCUGUAACUUGAAACAUGUUUUUCUUCUCAACUCAUUUUUUUUUUAUUCACGGAUAAAUAUUUACAUGCUUACUAUGAAUCGAAUAUAUAAAAUAAUUGUGCUUAUAUCAAAAUUAGUUGUUUUUUUAGCUCAAGAGGAUAUUCUAAUAUGCUAUGACACUGAAGAAGGUGACAUUUCAAUAUUAAGUGUGACCUGGAAACCAAAACAAAUCAUAAACGCCAGAUUACUAAUAAACCAUAACAGUAAACUUAUCUCGCUGUGUGAGAGACAUCCAAUAAAUUGUCAAAAAAUACUAGACAACGUAGCAGUAACAAUAAUAAAAAUCGAUCACGAAGAAUACAAUAUAACUGUUUUUUUUAGCAAUGCUAAUUCUUCGGGUAAUUGGUCUAUUGAAUAUGAUUAUGGAUUUUUUAAACCAGCUCCGGAGCCUUGCCAAUUUAAAGUUUAUUCGAAAAGUUUUAUAGAAAUGAAAGACUGCCCUAGAGAAAUAGAAGAAGGAGAAACUGUCAAUUGUUCCUGUAAGUUGAAAAAUUCAAAGUCUGCAAAUGUCUUGUACAGCUGGCUUAACUUAAGUAACGAUAUCACUGAACUGAUUUCAAAUAAUUCUGAUCUAAUAUUUGUUGUAGAUAAUCCUUUACAAGUGUUUCUUUGCGUGGCUGAAGACGUUCAAGCUGAGAAAAAUUACACAGAAAAUUACAGAAUUAGAUUAAAGCCUAAACGUCAUAUUUCUUUGUUUAACUGCCCAGCAACUAUUCUUGACCAGCUUAGUCUUGUGAAUUGCUCCUACAUCUAUAGACCUAGUACAAAUUACUUUGAAUCGAUAUGUGAUGUUUGGUACAGCAUUUCUGAUAACACCAUGAGACUUGCAUAUGCAAACACAGUUUGUUCUAUAGAAUUUAUAUGUCCUGUAGAAACAUCAAUGAGAGGUACAUUAAUACAGGUGUGCAGUAGGACAACUUAUAUCAGUAACAGUAGCGUAGCAACAAUGGCACUACGGGGUUCGUUGCUCCAGGUCUACGACUAAUAGGGGCCCAAAAUUGGGCUCUUGUACGGAAAAUAGAGUGUUUACUCCUCCUACAUCAGGGCUGGCGUGUUUUGUUGCCUUAAGGUAGACCCCAGCAGCUCUCCACACAUUCCCGUUGAGGGUGAGUCACUCAUCACCCUCGACCAGAACUGACGGCAUUCCAGGCUGAGGUCCCAGGACCGGUCUGCACCUACUACGGGAGUAAGCCCACCGCGUGGCAUCCCUAUAUUUAUCACACUAGUGCCUGCCUACCUGCAGGGCACCAGCAACUGGCUACAACACAACGGAGCUUCAACUUACCCCACCCUGAAGGAGAACCUUGAAUACAGAUAAGUGAGAGAUUAGUGAGAAUUUUUAAGGCGGACUAAAUCCAGUCACCUUAAACAGGUACCUGACAUUUAUUUGGGAAAAAGUAAAGGCGGUUGGUAUUUUCACUCAGUUUGAUCACAUUUCUGAAAAAAGACUUUUAUAAUACUCACAUUUUGGUAUCAAUAAUUAUAAAUAUUCGUACUAAUAAAAACAUUUGUUGCAUAUUAUAUAAAGUCAGUUGGAUUGUAUAUUCUCUCUUGUUCCUUAAUUUGUAACAAUAAGUUAUUUAAUGAAUGAAAAAUGUAUAGAGUUGUUCAAUGAGUUAUUCAGUUACUCUCUCUCUCUCUCUCUUUGUUAAAUGAUGUAAGUGAACAUGUUAUUAAGUCCAGAUUUUAUAUGAGACCAUGAGCUGAAACAUGUUUUAUUUAAUCUUCAAUUGUAUUGAUAGAAAUAUUAAUAUUCGAGAGAAUUAAAUUGAAAACAAACUUAAUUUAGUUGUUUCAAAAAAA
Biomphalaria glabrata is the source of this 3065-nucleotide messenger RNA. RefSeq lists its product as uncharacterized. The record is from RefSeq and is a predicted model, not a curated record. Lineage: Eukaryota; Metazoa; Mollusca; Gastropoda; Planorbidae. The transcript is spliced from 8 exons. The coding region runs from base 1288 to 2247 and encodes 319 amino acids.